AUGCGUAAGAAUUUGGAGGAAACAUGGGAAAAAUUAAAGGAGUGGUUAACGAAGCAGGAGGCAAAUGAAAUAGCGAAUUUCUGCAGCAAGGAUACCGUGGAAUGGCCGGGAGGGCCGAAGUCGCCGUUCUGGCCGCCAUAUAUGGAAUUGUUAUGUAACGCUGUAUUAGAAAUAAAAUAUUUCAUGAGUGGAAUAGAGACAGCGAGGGUAAAGGUUCACGGCGAAGGAACGUCGGACGAUGUGGACCCUGUCUAUGAAUCUGUUGCGGGCGCUGAUGCCUAUCGUCGCUGUAUUGUUGGCACUGUUGCCUUGUCUACAAUUUAUGGAGAUCAUUGUAAACUGACAGAAGUUGUAGAGAAGAUUGAAAAGGAAAUAAUGGUAAAAGUGAGGAAGAAGCAUGGGGACCAGAAGGUAAGGUUCAACAACUGCGAAGGAAUGGACCUCAAUGCUUUACUCCUGGGUAAAUCAGUUCUCCAUAAUACAAUCAAGGAGUGGGUUAGUGGAGAUAGGGGGAAGGGAUGGCAGGGAAAGUGGAGGGUGGGGGGGCAGCUGUGGAGCAGGAUGAUACAGCGCUGCUAUAAGGGAAACCGGGCCGUAGGAAAACCGGAUCACGAGGCAACGCGAAAAGAAAAUUUACAGAAGAAUAAAGACAGUAUGGUAUUCUUCUCACGAAUGAAGGAAAAUGACAACACUCAAAAUAAUAUUGGUGGUGCGAACAUGGGGGACAUUCUAACAGGAGAUCAGUUCAUUUUGGAGCAGGACAAAUUGGACAGCAUCUUUUCGAAUCUAACACUGGAUAAAGAUGGUAAAAUUGACGUAAGUUCCUUGACGCAGAAGAUAAAGGACGCAACUAAAGAAAAACUGACUCAGGAGUGCAUGAAAGACAGCAGCAAGGAAUUUUGCGUGCGCUUGGAAUGUGCACAACAACAUUGGAAUUUGACGAAGGAGAAGAGCAACACCGAGAAUAAAUAA
Messenger RNA from Plasmodium knowlesi strain H, 972 nucleotides. RefSeq names its product SICAvar, type II (fragment). Lineage: Eukaryota; Apicomplexa; Aconoidasida; Haemosporida; Plasmodiidae. The record is from RefSeq and is a predicted model, not a curated record. Gene Ontology annotation, molecular function: calcium ion binding. The transcript is spliced from 3 exons. Bases 1 to 972 code for a protein of 323 amino acids.